ACCAGUUUUCAUUUUUGUCAGACUAUCAGUCGAGUCGAAAUUCAAUUAAGAGGACUUUAAGGAGUACAGUCAUAUGAAUUCUUGACGUCAGAAAGAAGACUGCAAUAGAGUGAAAAUUAUAAACGCACGAAAGACUCCGCAACAAAUUUGGACCCCAGACAUAUUCGGAAGAUCGAGGUUGCGAUGGGCGCAGAGUCGCAGAACAUCUCGAUGGAUGUAGAAUGGGUGUGGGCACCUGUUACGUGGGAAUGGUGGCAGAUUAUCCAAUUGGUCCUAGCCAUUGUUGGAAUCUUAGGAAACCUGAUGGUGAUGCUGGUGAUCUUCAGGCCGAACCGGAAGCGCUGCGCAACGGACACCCUGAUAGGAGCAUUGGCCGUUGCCGACUUCAUGACGUCCAUCUUCAUCAUACCGCAUCCUCAUGCCAUCCAGCUUCCUGAAACCUUCGGAGGCGAGUUUUACUGUCGGAUCAUCCACACUUCCAUCCUGAUGUGGAUAUCUAUCUGCGCAUCAAUCUUUACCCUGACAACCAUAUCUGUCGAGAGAUUGGUGGCUGUACGCUUUCCAAUCUGGUUUCAACGUCUUUUCUCCCCAAAGCGCACCUCUAUCGGAGUCGUCAUCAUCUGGAUUGCCGCAUUUGUAAUCAACAUCGGAAGUCUCUAUGCCCACUUCGUGAGAGACAAUCAGUGCAUCCUUUCGUUGCCAGUGGCCUUUCACAAGUUCCUUGGCGUUUGUCUAUUCGUUCUGGAGUACGUCGUUCCCGUCCUCAUCAUGGUGACAUCACACGGUUGGGCGAUCUACAGCCUUCGUCAGCGUCAAGCCACAGCACUCCGUCAGGUCGAGAAUCGUGUCCUUCAAACGCUUCUCAUCGUCGUUAUCACGUUCAUCAUCUGUUGGACACCUGAUCAAUUUGGAUUCCUUGUCUUCAACCUCGGGGUCGUCCCGUUCACCCACCUUUUCAGUCCUCUCUACAGAUGCUUCGUCAUCUUAGCCUUCGCCAACUCCUGCGCCAACCCUUUCAUCUAUGCAGCAAGGAUGCCCAGGUUCAGGAAGGCUAUGAUGGAUCCGUUCUGUAUUAAGAGCAUCUCACGUGGAGAGGGUGUUCCGUCCGUCUUCGCAGGUGACGGUGAAGGGAGAUCAGAUGAAGUUGAGAUAAAAACAAAAUCAUCCGUCGCUUCUCUCUCAUAAAGGUUAAGGCCUAUUCAGGAAUGAAGUUUGGUUCUCAUGGAUCAAUACUUACCCUGCGUGGAAAUUACCUGACUGUAACCCACAGUACUACCAUAGGCUCAGCAGAAACUCUACAUCGUAGGAAACUUAACAUACUUCACUUUAUAUAUCCUCCAUAUAUUUCGACAGAGCGGGGACAACAAAAGGGUAGUCUGAUUGGUGUAAACGACCUAAAUGCGACGUCACUUUUUAUUGAAUAAUAGUGGUAUAACUCAAUCCAGACAACAGUUUUUUAUAUAUUUUUGUUUUCUUUCUAUCUUCUUAUUUUUCCCUGAACUUUUUUCGUUCCUUCACUACUUUUGGAAAAUCAGGAAUAUCGAUCCUUGGAGAUUUUUUUGGGCAGUUCUCAUUAAUUGUAGGAAAAAUAUGUAUAUAUUUGUAUACUGUUUAGUAAAUGCGAUCCCAAGACAUACUGGUUGCAGGGGCUGCAGGAUUCAUGCAUGUUUUACGAGACAAAACCAUUCAAGAUUAAAGGUUUUUUAACCUUGCGUAUUCUGAAAGUUCAUCUGACAGUACUUGCAAAGGAUUGUUUUCUUGAAGUAAGAUAAGUGAUGGUGAAAACAUUCUUAGAUAGAAUGGAAGAUUAGAUGGCAAAAAUGUAAUUUUUAAAACUUUUGCUUUGAUUCUCUUCCGAGAUUUUCAUAGUCAAUGAAAAGGAUUCCUGUUCUUAAAUGGUCUUAUAUACAUGUAUAUAAUAAGUAAUCAUAGUUUUCAUAAGUGUUAUGAUUUUGUAAGUUGUACAGUUAUAUAUUUCAUUUUUUAUAUCUACACGUACUUUAAUGUAUUCGCUUGUUCUAAGCACGACCAAAUAACUUGAUUAUCAGUGGUUAAUAGUGGUUAUCAUUAGCUUUUUAAUGCUAUUUACUUUACAACUAACUUCCUUGUAUUUGAUGAACUAUGAAAUACCUCAUUAACAUAAUGAAGGUAAUAAAUCACUUUUUAACGUACAUGAGGAAACGAUUGAAAUAUUCGUUCUUUCAUUAAAGGUCAAGUCCACCACGGAAAAUGUUGACAUGAAUCAAUCGAGAAAAAUCAAACAAGCAUAACACUAAAAAUUUGAUCAAAAUCUGAUGAAAAAUAAAAAAAGUUACAGUGACCUUAUUUUUACAAAACAGUUCUAUGCACGAUUCAGUGACAUGCAAAAGAGAAAGUAGAUGAUGUCCCUCACUCGCAAUUUCUUUUGUUUUAAUCAUAAUUUUUUUUCUUCAUUUUUUACAGAUUUGACAUAAUGACCAACUGGACUCAACCAUAAAAUGUUAACACAAUAGUAAUUCCACAUGCUCGGUGAGGAAUAUAACUUUAAAGGACAAUGAGGAGAAAAUAAUAAUAUUUAAUAUUUCAGGUAAUAAAAUGCAAAAUAAAUAGUGAUUGAGUGACGUCAUCAGUCCCCUCAUGUGCAUGUAACUGUUUUGUGAAAUUAAGCGAAACUUUAAAAUGCCAUAACUUUCUUAUUUUACAUCCGAUUUUGAUGAAAUUUUCAGUGGUAUGCUUGUUGGAGUGGACUCGUCUCGUAAGUAGUCACACAUAUC
This is a messenger RNA of Lytechinus pictus (painted urchin), 2753 nucleotides long. Its product is annotated as galanin receptor 2b-like. Gene Ontology annotation, biological process: G protein-coupled receptor signaling pathway. The coding region runs from base 184 to 1185 and encodes 333 amino acids. The transcript is spliced from 2 exons. Gene Ontology annotation, cellular component: membrane. Gene Ontology annotation, molecular function: G protein-coupled receptor activity. Lineage: Eukaryota; Metazoa; Echinodermata; Echinoidea; Temnopleuroida; Toxopneustidae. The record is from RefSeq and is a predicted model, not a curated record.